AUCAACUAGUGGUUUAAAAGCAAUAUCUCUAGAACGUAUUGGUAACCCUUCGAGACCUUUAUCCGGGUUAAAGUCGGUCAAUAGGGUACUUAUUAUAAACAACACUGACGUUCCAAAGAAAAAGAAAAAUACGACAUUGAUGUUUUCCACGGCACUCCACAAUAAACCUACUCCUAAUGUGCUUGCUCCAUAUGCGAAAGAUCCCCAGAGUCGUUGUUGA
Messenger RNA from Acaulospora colombiana, 220 nucleotides. The record is from the annotation of a GenBank genome assembly. Lineage: Eukaryota; Fungi; Glomeromycota; Glomeromycetes; Diversisporales; Acaulosporaceae.